Messenger RNA from Theileria parva strain Muguga, 912 nucleotides. RefSeq lists its product as uncharacterized. The transcript has a single exon. Lineage: Eukaryota; Apicomplexa; Aconoidasida; Piroplasmida; Theileriidae. The coding region runs from base 91 to 912 and encodes 273 amino acids. The record is from RefSeq and is a predicted model, not a curated record.
UGUUGUAUAAUUGUAUAAAAAUUUGUGUGGUGACGUUGUUUAAAAUAGAUAAAAAUAAUAAUAAAAAAUUAGUGUGUUUGGUGAUUGAAAAUGAUUUGUUUGAGUAUUUUUAAAUUGUUAUUCCUUUUAAAAGUGUGUAAAUUGGAAGUAAUACUUGGCGUUACACAGGGGAAUUUGGAAAACGUAAUCCUACUGGAAAAACAAAAGUUUCUCGGAUAUCAUAAAAAUAUUAUUAACCUCUUCAAUCGCAAUCAUAACAAUACUCACAACACUCUCAACACUCUCAACACUGUGGAAACUCCUAAUACCACUCCUAAAACUGAAGAAAUUGGAAUAAAAAGAGGUAUGGAUAGGAGGAAAAAUGUGUUAAUGAAGUUUGGAAAUAAGUUGAAGAAAUAUGAAGUCACCGAUCAAAACAAUAAUUACCCCAGCUCCAACACGCCAGACACUCCUAACACAGGGUAUAACACAGGAUAUGGUAAUGGGUAUGGAGGAUAUGGUAAUGGGUAUACGGGGGGUGACAUGGGACAGAGUCAAAACAUGUCACCACAGCCUGUGACCCAGGCACCACAGCCUAUGACACCAAAUCCUAUGGGACAAACAACUAAUCCCAGUCCUGCGAAUUCUAAUCCUCCGAAUUCUAAUCCUAUGGUACAGAAUCAAUCUGUGCCUGAAGGGUAUCCAAAUCCUAAUUACCUACCGCCAAAUCCUGCGAAUCCAGCAGUGUUACCAAAUCCUACGGGGGAAUAUCCAAAUCAGUAUCCAAAUCAGUACCCAGGAGAAUAUCCUGGAGAGUAUCCUGGGCAAAAUCCUUAUCAACAGUAUCAACCAAUGAACAAUAUGAACAAUGGGAACAAUGGGAAUAAUGGUGAAAAAGACAUACAUGACAGCUGGAAAUGCAUGUUCUUGUAA